AUGGCGUCGUUCGGAGAGGUUAAUGCUUCUGUGGUCCCCCGGCCGGCGGGCGAUGCUGGGAGAGGCCUCUUCGCAACGUCCACUAUCAAGAUGGGCAAAGAUGUGUUCAGCAUGCCUGCAACGUUCUCUACAGUGCUGAGCACCGAGAGACUGAAAGAUGCAUGCUCUAACUGCUUUGCAAAUCUUCCGUUCGGAGUCAACGUCAUGGCAAGCGUUGACAUGAAACUGUGGGCCUGUUCUGGCUGCAAAGUAGUCAAGUACUGUGACAGGAAAUGUCAAUCUGCAAACUGGAAACUUAUACACAAGCAUGAAUGUGCUAUAUACAAAAAGCUAUACCCCAAGGUUCUCCCUGUGAACUCAAGAGCGGUCCUUCGGAUCGUGAAGUUGAGGGAUUCAAACGAGGACCAUGUGAAGUCAGAUCUGAACAUGUUUUUGACUCUUCGUUCACACUUAGUUGAGAUUACGAACUCAAAUCAGGAACAGUAUGAGCGGAUAAUGCUCUGUGCAAAGGCAGAAAAGGAGUACUCAGGCUCAGAACUUGACGUCGAGACCAUCGCUGAAUACUUAGCAAGGAUUGAAGUCAAUAGCUUCACAUUUACCACGGCAUUUGGUGAUCCGCUGGGAUUAUGCAUUCAACCAUUUGCAUGUUACAUGAAUCAUAGCUGUGAACCAAAUGCCGUUGUUGGAUUUGAUGGAGGGCUGAUCACAGUGAAAGCCUUGCGCGAAAUCAAACCUGACGAGCAGGUGUUUAUAUCCUACAUCGACAACACCUAUCCUUUAGAGGUUCGGCAGAAGCAGCUUACUGAAAGAUACUUCUUCACAUGCAAAUGCUCGAAAUGUGCCCAAGGGACUACCGCUAGGGAAGACCAAUUCAUCCCAUCCAAUCCAUCCUCGGAAGAGGUUGAAACUCUCAAAGAGGCUGAAAAACAAGCAAGGGAGCUGCUUACAGCCGCAAGGAGUUCCAAGGCCGAAUCGGCAGUGAAACAACUCAAGUCCGCCAUGAAGGUCCUACAUGAUACCAAAUUGUGGCCUAUUACGCGACAGCCAUAUCCAGAGAUUCGAUCAGAGUUGAUGGUGUCUCUCCUUGAAAUCGAGGACUUCUGGUCCGCCUUUCGACAUGGUUUGGUUCGAUACCUGUUUGUUGACCCUGUGCUCUAUCCUCACGAGUGGCAUCCCACCCGCACGAACCAUGAGUUUGUGUUUUCACAACUAGUCAUGACGAUCACACGUGAACAGUCAAGCAAGAUUCCCAAUGAAAGUAAAUACAAGUUCGACCCGGUAUCGGCGAUUUACCCUAUUCUUACAAAGCUAAACAAGUAUCAGAAGUACGAGACGCCUGGGGUUGCUAGAUCUAUCAAACUGGAAUAUGACGCUCUCAUGGCCCCAGUCAAGAAACUCGGCUACAAUCCGUCAACACCUUCUGCUUCCAAAGCUAUGUCUUCUGCAUGGAAGGUCCUUAAUAAUAUUGCUGAGGAAACACUGGAGACCGAUGGAUGA
Trichophyton benhamiae CBS 112371 is the source of this 1497-nucleotide messenger RNA. RefSeq names its product SET and MYND domain protein, putative. The coding region runs from base 1 to 1497 and encodes 498 amino acids. Gene Ontology annotation, molecular function: protein binding. Lineage: Eukaryota; Fungi; Ascomycota; Eurotiomycetes; Onygenales; Arthrodermataceae. Gene Ontology annotation, cellular component: nucleus. The record is from RefSeq and is a predicted model, not a curated record. The transcript is spliced from 3 exons.